Dioszegia hungarica is the source of this 2403-nucleotide messenger RNA. RefSeq lists its product as uncharacterized. The record is from RefSeq and is a predicted model, not a curated record. The transcript is spliced from 6 exons. NCBI's taxonomy places the organism in Eukaryota, Fungi, Basidiomycota, Tremellomycetes, Tremellales, Bulleribasidiaceae. Bases 1 to 2403 code for a protein of 800 amino acids.
AUGGCCAUGGCAAAGUUCUUCAUACCUGAUACGGCCCCCUUAUUUGCGUAUUCGGGAUCUUGGGUCCCGGCUUAUCAUCCUCGCGGAGAUGGAUUUGACGAGACAUUCCACCAGACCGCAGAUGGGAGUGAUACUGUCUCGUUCAACCUGACCGCAUCUUCCCUUCACAUCUCAACACCCUACAGCGAUAGCCCUUCCUCCACGCUCGCAAGGUGCGACGCCCAGUACAGGAUAAACGGCUCGGACUGGGCGGACGGGUGCGACGUAAGGCAUUUACCGAGAGGAUGGCAUGCGGUGGAUGUACGGCCGAAAGGAGGGGGCGGGAUGCAGUUUCUAGGGAUAAGGGGGGAGAUCAGGCUGGGGAGCGAUGAUAAACACCACAAUACGACGAUAGACAACUUAUCUUCCCAAUUCACCUACACCCCCUCGGCUAGCUGGACACUCAUCACCUCAGCGGGACCACUCGGGGCUGUGCAGAACCAGACGGCAGCUGGGGUAUUUGGGGAUAAGGGCGGGUUCUAUAAUCGGAGCUUGGGGCUGAGUACGGCGCAGGACGCCAAGGCGGAGUUUAAGUUUAAGGGCGAGGCGGUGUACCUGUAUGGGCUGAGCGGACCGGAGAUGGGGGUGGGGGAAAUCAUGUUGGAUGGGCGGAGUGUGUCCACUGUGAAUAUGAGCCUGCCCUGGCGAAGCUACCCCUCCCUCAUGUUUAUGGCUGGGGAUCUGGACGGGUCGGUCGAGCAUACUGUUUCGUACACCAACUCCCUCGCUGGGUUGUCCGCCGUCAUAGACUAUGCCGUCGUCACACUGCCUGGAGCAAGCAGCACACCAAUCAACCUCGGGCUCAUCCUCGGUGCCGCCGCUGGCGGGGUCACCUUCGCCCUCGUCCUCUGCAUUUUCCUCUACUGCUACAUCAUCCGCCGUCGGUCCCGGCGUCGGGCUACUCCAUCCCACCGGUCUCCCUCCCACCCCUCAUCUGCCGGAUACGCAGACACCCCGAAGUCUAUCGACGCAUGGCGCAAGCAGUCUGGUGGUGCUCGAUCGCCCAGUAGCCCCAUAUCCGUCGUCUUCUCCGAAGCCUCGACUGCGCAGCUGGUCAAGAUGAACCAGCCAAGCCCGCCGGACUAUCUGGGAAUCGACUACCCCGACUAUAUCCCGUACAAUGGCCCGGUCGAGAAACGGCCAACAUCACACAAUACGCCGGCUCCGCCCAAUAUCGUCGGCGCUUCGCCGUCGGCAGCGACCUGGCUGGCCGCUCAGAGCCUAUCAACCAGUCCGCAGACUGGGAACAGCUCAUCUCGUUGGAGCCAGACAUUCCCCUCGGGGAGCUCGUCUCGUUCUCUUACGUCACCUUAUGCGUCCCGGAGCGGCUCCUCCUCGUCCGGAUACAAGUCUACCACCUCCCCUGUCCGUCCAUCACCACCCAAACGGCAGAACAGUCGGGAUACUACUCUAUCAUCGCUCGACGUCCCCCUCACUGCGCUCGAGUACUACUCCAUGCCUCGCAGCUCCCCAGCCAAUAUCCAUCCGCGCGAUCCUUACGCUUCCCCCAGCGAUGUUCCCAUGACAGCAACCGACCUCUUCUCCGUCCCAUCAGGCAGGCAAUCACUCCAACGGGACUCGCCCUUACCUCCCUCCUCGGCGGGGUCCGAGCUGACGUACGCGCGCAAUGCGACCAUCAGCAUGGCCACAUCGAGCAGGGUGGAGAUGGGACAAGGUGUCGCCCGGCUCUGGCCCAGCAGGGCUGCUGUUCCCUCGGCGAUGCUACAACCGGACUCGUCCCGGGGCGUCACUCGUCUCCCCCGCAAACUUCCUCCCGUCAGUCCCGCCGGCAGCUUCUCCGCACUAUACGGUACCUACACCAACCCCACCCAACCCCCUUCCGCACUCACAACGAGCCAAUCCCGAUCCACACGGCAACUCCCAUCCGCCAUGCCCUCCUCCGCGGCUCUGGCCGCCUCUUCCCCCUCGGCCUCCGGCCCGCCGACACCUUCGCUCCGGCGCGGCGUGUCCAUCAAAUCAGUCAAGACAGUCCGGUCCUUCUUCUCGGCCCUGAUCUCGGGGGGUGAUAUGCCCGCCGUACCCCGCUUUGAGCGCGAGGGUCCCGCGAGGCCGGAUAGUGAUCUCUUUGGAGAUUCGGUGUCGGUGUCCAGGCGGCCGUCGAUCAAUGAAGGGUCUGGGCUGUAUGGGGCAGGAAUAGGGUUGGGUGGGAAUGUGGGCAGAGGAGAGGGAGCGGGUGUCGGAGAAGGAGGUCAAGGAGGUCAAGCGGGGUAUCGACAUGCCCCGCAGCCACUUCGGCUACGAGGGUCGGAGGGGCAGGGACCGAGGAACCUGUUCAUCGAGCUGAACCCGAAUAGUCCGAUGACGGUAGUCAGCAGACCGGGGAGCGAGCAGCCGUUAUGGUGA